CAAUCUAAAACAAUGAAAAUUUCAUUUUCUUUAUCCAAACAUUUUCUUUUCCCUAUUUUGGUUAUGCCAUUCCUCAUGAUACAUAGUGUUUCAUCAUUGAACCUUACCAAUGAGUAUCUGAAUCACAAAUGCCUCCUUGAUCAGGGGAAAUAUAACUCUGGAAGUGAGUACGAGGAUAACCUCAACCGUCUCUUUCGUAAAGUUAGUAGUGAUGCUUAUGCUGUGAUCGGUUUCACACACACAAGUAUUGGAACAUCGACUCCCAAUUUUCUUACCAUCACUCUCCAGUGUCGUGGUGACUCUAUUGGGUCUAAAUGCCAUACAUGCGCUGACACUGCAAUCUUGGAGUUUCAUAAGAGAUGUCCGAAGAACAAAGGAGGAAUAAUAUGGUACGACCAAUGUUUUCUCUACGUUACUACAAUCAAAGAAGAAGUUCCAAUCAAAACUAAUUACGAGAAUAUUUUUUCUAUGUACAACUCAAAUAACGUGAGAGGGGAUGGACAUUUUUUUGCCAAGAGGGUGAUGGAUUUUUUAUCUGAGCUCACACUUAAAGUCGAGAAAACAAUCAAGGGCGUUCACAUCAUACUAUACGCGGAAGGGGAAAAGAAGCUUGGAAAAAAUAAAUUGUAUGCAAUGGUGCAGUGUAUACAACUAACAUUAGAUUGUAAGAGUUGUUUGGAAUGGAGUAUCAAAAAGCUCUUCAAAAACAGUGACAUUAAACAAGGAGCAAGAGUUUUGGGUACCAAUUGUGGUGUAAGAUAUGAGCUAUACCCUUUUCUUAGGAGUUAAGCAGUUUCACUGGUGUGAAUACAUCCUUUUCAUAAUUUCUAAUUAUCAGUAUUGUUUACUAUUUUGUUUAGCUGAAAUGCUAUAUUCAUAUAUCAAUAAAAAUAGUGUUUACAAAAACAUAUCCUAAGAAAUUGUUUAAGAGAUCAAAAUUGUUUUUUUUAACAAUGAUUUCUAUUGGCUUGGAAUUGUUGAGGCUAUUACCUAGUAGACCUGUGUGAAUACUUUCAUCAGUAUAACUAGGACGAAGAAGACUAAGUUUGGGUAUGCGACCAAAAUAGGA
Brassica napus (rape) is the source of this 1069-nucleotide messenger RNA. RefSeq names its product putative cysteine-rich repeat secretory protein 37. The transcript is spliced from 2 exons. NCBI's taxonomy places the organism in Eukaryota, Viridiplantae, Streptophyta, Magnoliopsida, Brassicales, Brassicaceae. The record is from RefSeq and is a predicted model, not a curated record. Bases 13 to 789 code for a protein of 258 amino acids.